Messenger RNA from Meira miltonrushii, 342 nucleotides. RefSeq lists its product as uncharacterized. The transcript has a single exon. NCBI's taxonomy places the organism in Eukaryota, Fungi, Basidiomycota, Exobasidiomycetes, Exobasidiales, Brachybasidiaceae. The annotation marks the transcript as partial. The record is from RefSeq and is a predicted model, not a curated record.
CAAAGAAUGAACAAUUGCUCAGCACCGCUACCAAUUAGUUAAAAAAGAAAGUAUCGUUGCUGGCACAUCUUCUGGCAUGAAUGUGGCUGCAGCAAUCCGAAUUGCAGCAAAGAUACCAACGAGUUCUACUGUAGCUACUAUCGCGGGUGAUAUUGGCUUGAAGUACUUUUUUAUCUCAUUAUACAAUUCCAAGACCUCCUUCGAUCGGAUCGCAUUUGAACAAUGCCGGAUUGAAAAUGAGUAAAUCUGCAGUUGCUUUACCUGUUCUGAGCACUUUGGGAAGUCGUUCUUCCACCAGCUUUUAGUGAGGAGAAGCUUAAGGCGCUUCUCGUCAUGCAGCUG